AUGACUUCAAUUGGUACUGGUUACGAUUUAUCCAAUAGUGUUUUCUCUCCAGAUGGAAGAAAUUUUCAAGUUGAAUAUGCUAUGAAAGCUGUUGAAAAUGGUGGUACUUCAAUUGGUAUUAAAUGUAAAGAUGGAAUAGUAUUAGCGGUGGAAAAAAUCAUUCAAUCGAAAUUAUUAAUCCCCAAGAAAAAUAAACGAAUUCAAACCGUCGAUAGAAAUAUCGGGGUAGUUUAUUCUGGUUUAUUACCUGAUGGACGUCAUUUUGUCAAUAGAUGUCGUGAUGAAUGUCAAUCAUUCAAAUCAAUUUUCAAAACUGUUAUGUCAAUACCUAAUUUAAUGGAUAGAAUGGGUAUUUAUGUCCAAAAUUAUACUUGUUACAAUUCUGUUCGUCCAUUUGGUAUAGUAUCUAUCAUUGGUGGAGUAGAUAAUGAAGAUGGUGAAUCAUAUUUGUAUAUGAUUGAACCUAGUGGUAGUUAUUGGGGAUAUAAUGGUGCUGCCACUGGUAAAGGUCGACAAAUUGCGAAAUCCGAAUUAGAGAAAUUGAAUUAUGAAGAAUUGACAUGUUUAGAAGCAAUAAAUCAUGCCGCAAGAAUUAUUCAUUUGAGUCAUGAAGAUAAUAAAGAUAAAGAUUAUGAAUUGGAAAUUUCUUGGUGUAGUAAACAACAUACUGGAGGUAAACAUCAAUGCAUUCCUGAUGAUUUAUUAGAACAAGCUAGAAAACUUGCUGAAGAAGAGGAAGAAGAAGAUGAAGAAGAUGAAGGAGAAGAAGCUGGUGAUGAAGAAAUGGCUUCAUAA
This is a messenger RNA of Candida dubliniensis CD36, 795 nucleotides long. RefSeq names its product proteasome core particle subunit alpha 7 (gene PRE10). Gene Ontology annotation, cellular component: proteasome core complex, alpha-subunit complex; nucleus; proteasome core complex. The record is from RefSeq and is a predicted model, not a curated record. Gene Ontology annotation, biological process: ubiquitin-dependent protein catabolic process. The transcript is spliced from 3 exons. The coding region runs from base 1 to 795 and encodes 264 amino acids. Lineage: Eukaryota; Fungi; Ascomycota; Pichiomycetes; Serinales; Debaryomycetaceae.